This is a messenger RNA of Cottoperca gobio, 1401 nucleotides long. Its product is annotated as nuclear factor 7, ovary-like. Bases 1 to 1401 code for a protein of 466 amino acids. Lineage: Eukaryota; Metazoa; Chordata; Actinopteri; Perciformes; Bovichtidae. The transcript has a single exon. The record is from RefSeq and is a predicted model, not a curated record. Gene Ontology annotation, molecular function: zinc ion binding; protein binding.
AUGUCUUCCAGAUCAGAGGAGGAUCUCUGCUGUCCUGUCUGCCAUGAAAUCUUUAAAAAUCCUGUUGUGCUGUCAUGUAGCCACAGCUUCUGUAAAGACUGUCUGCUGAGAUGGUGGAAGGGGAAAGAAAGACGCGAGUGUCCGUGCUGUAAGAGAAGAUCCUCAAAGAGUGAUCCACCUCGUAAUCUGGCGUUAAAGAACCUGUGUGAGGCCUUCUUACUGGACAGAGAUCACAGAUGCAGUCUGCACUCUGAGAAACUCCAGCUCUUCUGUCUGGACCAUCAGCAGUCGGUGUGUCUCAUCUGCAGAGAUUCAAAAACACACAACAACCACAGAUUCAGACCCAUCGAUGAAGCUGCACAGGAUCUCAAAGAGGAGCUCCAGAAAUCCCUGAAGCCCUUAGAGGAGAAACUGAAGAUCUUUAAAGAAGUGAAAGGAAACUGUGAUCAAACAGCAGAACACAUUAAGGUCCAGGCCCGACACACAGAGAUGCACAUUAAGGAGCAGUUCAAGAAGCUUCGCCGGUUUCUGCAAGAGGAAGAGGAGGCCAGGAUCUGUGCUCUGAGGGACGAAGAGGAUGAGAAGAGUCAGGUGAUGAAGGAGAAGAUUGAGGCUCUGAGCAGAGAUAUAGCAGAUCUUUCAGACACCAUCAAAGUCACAGAGAAGGAGCUGAGAGCUGAAAACGUUUCAUUCCUGCAGAACUACAAGGCUGCAGUGCAGAGAGUCCAGCAGCGCCCCCUGCUGGAGGAUCCACAGCUGGUCUCAGGUGCUCUGAUCAACGAGGCCAAACACCUGGGCAACCUGAGCUUCAUCAUCUGGAACAAGAUGAAGGAGAUGGUCUCCUACACUCCUGUGAUUCUGGAUCCAAACACUGCUCGUCCAGAACUCGUCAUGUCUGAAGAUCUGACCAGCGUGAGAGCUGGAGAGAAACGGCAGCUUCCUGCAAACCCAGAAAGGUUUGAUUACGACAUCAGUGUCCUGGGCUCUGAGGGCUUCAACUGUGGGACUCACAGCUGGGACGUCGAGGUUAUAAAUGAUGAAUCCUGGGGCCUCGGUGUGAUGAAGGGGUCUGUCCGGAGAAAGGGAAAAAUACCGACUAGAUUCUGGGAAAUUUGUCUCCUUGAUGGAAAGUAUGUAGCAGCCUCCCCACCACCCCCGCAUACAUUUCUCUCAGUGAAGAAGAAGCUCCGGAGGAUCAGAGUUCAUCUGGACUUUGACAAAGGAAAGCUGUCUUUCUUUAAUCUAGAUACCAACACACACAUACACACCUUCACACACACCUUCACUGGCACUCUGUUUCCGUACAUCGCCACCCUGAAUUAUCUCCCACUGAAGAUUUUACCAGCGAAGGUCUCUGUGACCGUGGAACAGCACGCAGUCCCUUCAUUUACACACUCUUAG